CGCAGCAGCACAGCCGGUAACCGGAGGAGGGGGUAGCACGGUCGGACGGGAAUGGACCGCACAGGCUAGGCUAACCCAGCACAAGGCCGAAAGAGCUCGGUCUUUAGAUAGAUGAUAAUAUCACCGAGUAAAACAGAGAUUACGACCGGAACGAGUCGACUAUUUGCAUAGGCCAGACCCCCUCCUCUCUGUCUCUGCCUUUAGCCUGCAGCCUAUUCACAGACAUUUUCCAAUUAAAGAGACCUCAUUCAGUUAAAAUAUAUUUUCAAAACGCAUUUAUUUGCUUCAUUUGGAAGCCGGAUUCGGUAUCUUUUAGCCGGCUGACGGAUACUACGCCUCGUCCUGCCGGUUUCCUUCGGACAGUCCUCUCCCCGGUUCGCCCUUCAGCAGCGUCGCCGCGUCCUCGCUGUUCCUGUCAGCUGCUGCGCAUCAGCAAAACAUGCAGGAUGAGCCUGUGGGGGUGACAACCACGCAACUGCCCCCGUCAACCGAGGAAAAGGACAGCAACAGCAGCACGGUCAGCCAGUCUGCGGAACAACCGAACCACACCGACUACCGCGACAGCCAGCUGAGCUCGUUCACGCCGGAUUAUAACCAUCUAAACCAGAAGACAGCUUUUUCCGAUUUCGAUCGAGAUCAUUUUUGCCCGACCCAGUCUAUCUGUGACCUUCAGCACAGCCGCAAAAUACAUCAGCAGUUAAGUCAGCACACUGAGUUUAGCCCCACAGAGUCGCCCCCACCCCAGGGACAUUUCAGUCACCUGCCGCAGAGGCAGCCCUUCUCCAAGCCCGACCCCAGCGCUGCUGACCCCCGCGGCUCUCCAGUGGAAGAGGCUGAAGCCGAUGCUGCGUCGCCAUCGCCCACUUCCGUAAAUCCAAACAAGAUCCAAAUGGACUCCCCCAUCACCCACCAUAUAAAUAACGGCAAUGGCAGCAGCAGCACCGGCAACAUGUUGUCCGGAGGUCUCGGUGCCGCUUUCCCGAACCUCCCCACCCCGGAGAUGCAGAGCGCCAGCGGGGGCUCGUCUUCACCUUCUCUCCCUGGUUUUGGCACCCCUUGGUCCGUCCAGACCAGUUCCUCGCCCCCACCCGCACCCAACUCCAUCAACCCCAUCCACGCGAACGCCAUUAACCAGAUGCCCAACACGGACUCUGACAACAGCUUCUACCCAGGUAUCCCCUCCUCCAUCAACCCGGCCUUCUUCCAGAGUUUUUCGCCGGUGUCAGCUAAUCCGUGCGCCGGGAUUAAUGUGCAGGGCUUCAGCGGUCCUUUCUCGCCCCAGAUAAACGUCCCUCAGCAGCCGCAGAGCCGCAGGUCCCCGGUCAGUCCCCAGAUGCAUCCCCAGCAGGGCGCCUUCCUGCAGCAGAGGAACAAUUACAACCAACAUCAGCCCAUGGUGAAGCAGUCUCCCUGGGGCAGCCACCAGGGGAACGGCUGGGGCUCCGGGGGCGUGUCCUGGGGCCGGGACCACCGCAGAGGCAGCGGCAUGUGCGUACCUGGCUCGGUCAGUCACGUCUCGCCCUUGAAGAAGCCCUUCUCCAGCAACGUCAUCGCUCCUCCCAAGUUCCCACGCUCUGGGGGAUCACUGGGGCCUAAGUCCUGGAUAGAGGAAAACAUGUUUCGCACAGACAGCAACAGCAACACCUUGUUGCCCCUGCAGGACCGCUCCAGAAUGUACGACAGUCUGAACAUGCACUCCCUGGAGAGCUCUCUGAUUGACAUCAUGCGAGCCGAGCAGGAUCCGAUGAAAGGCCGUGUGGGAUGCCCUAACCCCGGGGCUGACGGCCUACUCAUGCUCAAUGCCAGGAGCUAUGGGAGACGUCGAGGCCGCUCCUCCCUCUUCCCUAUUGAUGACAAUCUCCUCGAUGAUGGCCACGGCAACCAGGGUGUCCAAGGAGUCCUUGGCUCCCCCAACUGUUACCCCCACCAAAACGGGGAACGCAUUGAGCGCUUCUCCCGUAAGGUGUUUGUGGGAGGUUUGCCCCCUGACAUAGAUGAAGAUGAAAUAACCUCAAGCUUCCGCCGCUUUGGUCACCUGGUGGUGGACUGGCCACACAAAGCAGAGAGCAAAUCCUACUUUCCACCGAAAGGAUACGCAUUCCUGCUGUUCCAGGAGGAGAGCUCAGUGCAGGCCCUGAUUGAAGCCUGCAUGGAGGAGGAUGGGAAGCUGUACCUGUGCGUCUCCAGUCCCACCAUUAAGGACAAACCUGUGCAAAUUCGACCUUGGAACCUGAGCGACAGUGAUUUUGUGAUGGACGGAUCUCAGCCCCUUGAUCCCCGCAAGACCAUCUUUGUGGGAGGUGUACCUCGUCCCCUGAGAGCAAUUGAGCUGGCCAUGAUUAUGGAUCGUCUCUACGGUGGAGUCUGCUACGCGGGAAUCGACACCGAUCCGGAGCUCAAAUACCCUAAGGGUGCAGGGCGAGUGGCCUUCUCCAAUCAGCAGAGUUACAUCGCCGCCAUCAGCGCGAGAUUCGUCCAGCUGCAGCAUGGCGACAUUGACAAGCGGGUGGAGGUGAAGCCCUACGUCCUGGAUGAUCAGCUGUGUGAUGAGUGUCAGGGCGCACGCUGCGGAGGGAAAUUUGCCCCCUUCUUCUGUGCUAAUGUCACCUGUCUGCAGUACUACUGCGAGUUCUGCUGGGCCAACAUCCACUCCCGCGCCGGACGAGAGUUUCACAAGCCCCUGGUCAAAGAGGGAGCCGACCGGCCCCGCCAGAUUCACUUCCGCUGGAACUAGAGAUGAGGCCGCAGCCAUGGUGACACAGUCAGAGGGAAGGGAAAUGAAACACUGGCUAACAGGAAUAAGAGCAUCGCUCUGCCUCUCCUGCUCUCCUAAGCUAUCAGUAUAAUCGAGUGCGUAACACUAUACAGUAUAUACUAUAUAUAUCUAUAUAUCUUUUGUAGCAGCCAAACACCACAAGCCUCAGUUUUUCACCAAAACCCCCCUCACAUCUCAGGCUCUGACAACUCUACAACUCUUUUGUGGUACUUUCAUCUUUUCUAAGAGGAGAUUUAAAAAGAGAUUGAUUUUUGUAGGUUUUUUUAUCAUUAUUAUUUUUGUAUGUGAGAUUUAAAGUAGAUACGGGAAUGUUUUUGCAUGGGGGCAGCUUGUCUGUCUGUUUGUCUGCUGCUAGCCACCCCACAGUGCGUGUAGUGCACACUUGUUUAUGGGAAAACCUCGAUUCUCUAACGUUGACGCCUGCCCCAGGUCAUUAACCAAAGGUAGCAAAAUGAUAGGAAGCUUAAAAUGGACACAUUUCUGCCGCAAAACAAAUGGUUGUUUUAUAACGUCGCCAUGGGCUCGCUCUUCUUGUUACAGAGUUUAUGAAAAAAAAAAAAGAUUAUUAAGGUUAUUUCUGCGCUCACACUGACCCAUAGAGUGAUACCUCAAAAUACAAAAUCUGGUUUCUUCUAACUGUAUUCAACAUUUAUACUUAACAAGUUAUUUUAGAAGCUUUGCUGCUAUAUAUACAUAUAUAUGAAUAGAUGUGUAGGUAUUAUAUUUAAUGCCAUUUAUAAACCAGAAUCAUGUAAAAUGAAAUGCAGUAUGCACUCGACCACUAAUGGCCCCCAUUGCCAUGGAAAGAGUUAAAGUGCAUGUUAUGACAAUAGGCUUAGCUACACAACUAGCAUGCAGGAUAAAUGUGAGAAAAAAACACUGAGAAAAAAAAAAAUAAACAAA
This is a messenger RNA of Toxotes jaculatrix (banded archerfish), 3679 nucleotides long. RefSeq names its product cytoplasmic polyadenylation element binding protein 2 (gene cpeb2). Gene Ontology annotation, cellular component: nucleus; neuron projection; cytoplasm. Gene Ontology annotation, molecular function: translation factor activity, RNA binding; ribosome binding; mRNA 3'-UTR binding. Bases 440 to 2734 code for a protein of 764 amino acids. Gene Ontology annotation, biological process: negative regulation of cytoplasmic translation. The transcript is spliced from 11 exons. The record is from RefSeq and is a predicted model, not a curated record. Lineage: Eukaryota; Metazoa; Chordata; Actinopteri; Toxotidae.